GAAUGUUUUGUGACAUUCGUAUGACAUAUGUACGGUAUAAAGUAAUUUCCUUGUUCUUCAGGAAUGCAAUGAGAGUCUGCUGAAGAAGGGGACGGGGAAAAUGCAUCAACAUCAACAGAAUCAACAGCAUUAUUUGCAAAAAAGUUUGCUCUCUCUAAAUAUUGAGAAAACCAAUUUUAUGACUUUUUCCCUUUCCUCGCGUACUUUGCCUAAUCUAAACUGCAUUAAGAUUCAUGACUCAUAUUGUGACUUUGCACCUCAGUGUGCAUGUAGCAAAUAUAUAAAUAAGAAAUCGAGAUUUAAAUAUCUAGGAAUAAUUAUAGAUGAACUUCUUACUUGGAAAGAUCAUGUUGAGUAUGUUACAACAAAGAUUAGAAAACUUAUUCACAAAUUUUAUGAAUUAAGGGAAAUAUUAGACUUCAGAACUCUUAAAACAGUUUAUUUUGCUUUAACAGAAUCUGUAAUUAAUUAUGGUUUCGUAGUUUGGGGAAAUACAAGUUUAGCAACGUUAUCCAAGUUACAGGUAGCUCAGAAAUGGAUCAUAAAAAUUAUGCUUUUCAAACAGAAACGAUAUUCAUCUGAACUUGUUUUUAGAGACAGUAAAAUACUGAACCUAGAGCAGCUCUAUUUAAAAUCACUUAUAAGAUUUAUCAUGAAAUAUGAUUUCUACAAAGAAUACUUACAGCAUGGCCAAAAUACAAGAAGUGCUGCUCAUGCAAAAGUAAAAUUGCAAAACCCUAGACACACAGCUUGCCAGAGUCACGUUUACUGUAUAGGUCCAAAAGUUUAUAAUGAUGUGCCAAAUAGUAUUAAGAGAUUGAGAUAUUCUACUGUUAAAAAGGAAUUAACAAGAUGGAUUAUUGAUAGUCCCUAUAUUCAAUAUAUAUGUCUACGCUAUCUCGGUGACCCUGGAUAUCAACAAGGUAUUGGUCAGGAACUUGGUGUUCGUCAAGCAACGGUAUCUCGGACUGUGGAUAGAGUUGUGAACAGCAUAGUUGCACAGUCGAACGAAUGGAUCAAGUUUCCAACUACCAACCAUGAACUGAUGGAGGCCAAACAGAUAUCGCAAAGCAUGUCUAAAAUUUCCGACAUCAAUUGGUGUAAUUGA
This is a messenger RNA of Acanthoscelides obtectus, 1108 nucleotides long. The record is from the annotation of a GenBank genome assembly. NCBI's taxonomy places the organism in Eukaryota, Metazoa, Arthropoda, Insecta, Coleoptera, Chrysomelidae.